Branchiostoma floridae (Florida lancelet) is the source of this 3030-nucleotide messenger RNA. RefSeq names its product heparan-alpha-glucosaminide N-acetyltransferase-like. The record is from RefSeq and is a predicted model, not a curated record. Bases 105 to 1850 code for a protein of 581 amino acids. Lineage: Eukaryota; Metazoa; Chordata; Leptocardii; Amphioxiformes; Branchiostomatidae. The transcript has 17 exons.
UCAAUGGUUGAGCCUUUUUUGGGUCGUUUGAGCGCCAGAGGUUCAACAAGAAAAACUUCAGCUGCCUGUGUAAAAAGAUCUGCAGAUAUCUUUUCUAAGCGACUAUGAUUGACUUGGAGAGAGACACUGCUCUCUUACAUGUUACCAACGCCUACCCGACCACCGUAGAUGUCCUUCUGCAGUCCUCAGAUUGUUACAAGUGUCGGCUGGUACCCGUGGCCAGUCUGUCUAACGGAGGCACCGCUGACGUCAUCACGGAUACUGUUUAUCCAGCGAACAUUGCUGUUGUGGAACAAAACACCAGCUUAUCGCUUUGCAGUCUAAGCUAUCAUUUUGGUGAAUAUGGACAUUACGUCCUAAACAUCCCACCACACGAGACCUCACCAUGUGAGAUAUCCGUCACACAAGACCCAGCAGACACUUAUCUGGCUAUCUGGGUUGCCUGUGGUGUGUAUGCCGUACUCGUUCUACUUUUCAACGUAUUCCUGUGGGUCAGAAGGAGGCCUUGGUUUACAAAACUGACUUGCUGGCAAAAUGAUGUCGAAGACAAUGAAACACAAAGAGGGAGGCAAUCUCAGGAUAUUGAAAUGCGAAGUAAUUCUACUCCAGAAAGUGAACAGGGACUAACGGAAAAGAAAGCACGUGAACGACUUCGGUCUCUGGACACAUUUCGAGGACUUUGUAUUACCGUCAUGCUUUUUGUGAACUUCGGUGGAGGAGGGUACUGGAUCUUUCAACAUCCAACAUGGAACGGUCUAACCAUUGCUGACACAGUUUUCCCCUGGUUUGUGUUCAUCAUGGGUACAUCCAUGGCCCUGUCGUUUAGGGGCAUGAGAAAGAGAACGUCCACCCGUAGAGUUGUCUUCAGAGUCAUCACCCGAAGCGCCAAGCUGUUUCUCGUGGGCUUUUUCUUAAACGCUGGACACGGUCGGAAUGAUCUGGGAACCGUGCGGGUCCCAGGAGUACUGCAGCGGCUCAGCAUCGCUUAUCUGGUGUCUGGUUUUAUUGAAUGCUUUGUCGGGAAGGAGAGAAAGUCUUCAGAUGAAAGGUCACGUCUGACCAACCCAACGCUGCAGAAGAUCCACAAUGCGCUGAGAGACAUCGUGGACAACUGGGCGGCCUGGUUACUUCACCUGCUCAUCCUGGUCAUACAUCUCAUCAUCACCUUUCUACUUCCCGUACCAGGGUGUCCGACAGGUUACCUUGGCCCGGGAGGACCGUUACUGGGGGAUGGAGUGGAGUAUUUGAACUGCACAGGCGGCGCUGCUGGGUACAUAGACAGACUUAUCCUGGGGAGUCACAUGUACCAGACUCCUACCGUCAGGGUUUUUUACAAGACAAAAGUGGCGUUUGACCCUGAAGGAAUUCUUGGCUCGCUGACAACGAUUUUCAACUGUUUUCUCGGUCUACAGGCAGGAAAGAUUCUUGUUUACUACAAAGAGCACAGUAGCAGAAUCAUUCGCUGGGGCCUAUGGGCGGUGCUGAUGGGUCUGUUAGCCACAUUGCUGUGCAAGGGGACCCAAAACGAUGGAUGGAUACCUGUCAACAAGAACCUGUGGUCCCUGUCGUACGUGCUCGCCCUAUGUUCCAUGGCGUAUUUGCUGUUGGCUCUGUGCUACCUGCUGGUAGACGUAAAGAAGUGGUGGUCUGGCUGGCCAUUCUACUGCUGUGGAAUGAACUCUAUCCUGUUGUACGCUGGACAGAACAUCCUGUACGAUUAUUUCCCGUUUUUCUGGCGCGGAGUUCCUCUGACACAUCCACAUCUCCUGACCAUGGACCUGGUGGGCACCACUCUUUGGGUCAUCAUAGCAGUCUACCUCCACCACAUCAAGUUUUAUGUCAAGAUAUAAGAGCAGAGUUUCACUGACAUGCAAUAUUGGUAUUUUCUAUUGUAUGAUCAUACAAGCAUCAACAACUACGUAUGUUCACAUAAGUCUACAUGCACAACAUCAUGUUUUACGUCAAGAUAUAAAAGCAAUGUCACGCUGACAUGCACGUUGAAUGUUUUCUAUUAUUAGUCACACAAGCAUCAACAACUACGAAUGUUCACUCUUGAUUGCCAUACACUAGAAGUGUGAUGUAGAGGAAUAGACAGGUGUACACCUACUUAAUUUCCAUUGAGAUGAUAACUCUAACAUUUAGGAGAUAAUAGCUCUAACACUUAAGUGCGUACUCAAACUAUUUGUGUACAAUAGUGCUGACAUGCCUGGCUACACUGUGUGGCAGCCGUAUGAGCCUGUAACUACCACUUAUGUAACCGAAGCAUGUCAAAAUCAUAUUUAGAAAAAAAGUGAUGACACUGAAACAUUUGUCUAAGGUAUGUAGUAAAGCAUCUUUAUCAUUUCUCAACAUUCAGAGAAGAAAAUUAUUAUUUCUUUUAUAUUUACAAGCUUUGGUAACCAAUCCAGGUAUGGAGAAUUCAUUUCUAAACCUCCCAAAAAAUGGCCUAUUCCUAUUAACCCAUGCAUCAGAUUCUAUACCAACGAAACUUCUAAUGGCUAAUCUGCAGGAUCACACUUGAAUUAUACAUGUGCAUGUAACAUGAGAACUCAUCUGUGCCGGUAUCUAUGAUGAAUUUUUAUACUUUCAUUUAACACAAAGCAAAAUUGCUCACCUCGAAUUUUCAGCCGAUCCUGAAAAUUUGAGGUGCAACGUUUUGCUUUGCUUUUGUUUUGUUUUAAACUAAAGUAUUAAAAUUCAUCAUAUGUUCAUACAGUUUGCAUUUUCGGUUUAAACUUAACAUAACCUAGUUAUCCAAUACAUUUACAUAAUUUCACACUAUUUGCAUGUAAAUUGCUUCAUCAACUUUUUAGCCACAUUAACAAAAUAAUUACAGACUCUAAGUUUUUCGCUUUAAAAUUCUUAUAACAUUUGUAUAGCUGCAGUGUUGGCAUUCCUAUUUAUUCUUGAAUAUUGUAUUUCUUACAAGGUAUACUAUCACAAAACAUCUACAGAGCAGAAAACAAUAUAAUAGCAUAAACACUGUUUGCAGUUUCCUAUCUGUUCACAUAAGGAGGUUAAAUAUAGAUA